Molecule: messenger RNA, 720 nt
Organism: Prunus armeniaca (apricot)
Lineage: Eukaryota; Viridiplantae; Streptophyta; Magnoliopsida; Rosales; Rosaceae
Source: the annotation of a GenBank genome assembly
AUGGGGAGACGGAAAGUGGUGUUGGAGAGAAUAGAAAACAAGAUCAACCGUCAAGUGACCUUCUCAAAACGAAGAAAUGGUCUGCUCAAGAAAGCCUACGAGCUCUCUGUGCUCUGCGAUGCCCAAGUUGCCCUCAUCAUCUCCUCCAGCCGUGGCAAGCUCUAUGAGUUUGGCAGCACUGACGUGAACAAAAUUCUUGAGCGGUACCGUCAAUGUUGCUACUCCUUACAAGGCAAUGUUGCUGAGAAUGAAACACAGAACUUAUACCAAGAGGUCUCAAAAUUAAAGGUCAAAUACGAGUCUCUUCAACUUUCACAGAGGCAUUUGCUUGGAGAAGAUCUUGAAAAGCUUCGCCUGAAAGAACUGGUGAAUCUUGAGAAUCAACUUGGCAAAACUCUCUCAAAAGCUAGACAACGAAAGACGGAGAUGAUGUAUGAUCGAUUAGAAGAACUGCGCCAAAAGGAGAACGAUCUUGGAGAGAAAAAUAAGCAACUCAAAUCCGAGCUUGAGGAAGAAGAGCAUGCUCAAGCAACACCGCAAGGUCCGGGAGAGCUUCCACUUACAAAAGACAAUCGCAUUGAAUCAGAGCAUCCCAUCUUACGCUUACAGAUAUGGGAUCACCAACCAGCCCCCCAAGAAAAAGCAGCUGAUGAUGAUCAAGGGAGGGCCAUGGUGGGUGGGAACAAGAGUAACUGCAACCAGCGGGGUUGGCUUCUUUAA